Trematomus bernacchii (emerald rockcod) is the source of this 933-nucleotide messenger RNA. Its product is annotated as coiled-coil domain-containing protein 106-like. The transcript is spliced from 2 exons. Lineage: Eukaryota; Metazoa; Chordata; Actinopteri; Perciformes; Nototheniidae. Gene Ontology annotation, cellular component: nucleoplasm. Bases 230 to 715 code for a protein of 161 amino acids. The record is from RefSeq and is a predicted model, not a curated record.
GAUGUACUGCCGCUGCCGGGCCAGACCGGAAGUUGAAGCACAGCGAACUCCGCCGCGGAGCGCACUAGUGCCCUAGCACCCUGAUCCUCAUUUCUUGUUCACACGAUUCAAACCAAUAGUUUUGAUGUUUUGAAUCAGGUAUUUCAUCUUCCUUGUUAAAUUGACAAAGCACAGCUUCUGUAUCUUCACUGAUAUACAAUUAAAAUAUUAAAACCGUAAUAAAGUGUUAAUGCGCUGCAAAUCGGGAUCCGGCUGGAGCACUACGCAAGACACGCCCCUUCAUAGCAUUCACGUGCUACGAUUGGCCAUGAGCCUGUCACGUGCAUCUCGGCUGAAAAUGGACAUGAGGAGAAGCAAACGAAAGAAGAUGGGGUCCCGCAAGCGUUUGUUGUCAGAAUUCCUGACCCCAGAAGACGCCAUAACCCGCUACAAGCGUGUUCUUGAGGCGGUGAACAAGGGCAACAAUAAAACGGCGGCUUACAGAGCGGUAGGAGUGGACCGCAAAACCAUUGCCGACACUGCAGGAAUUGCAGAACUGCAUGCCGUGAACCCGGGCAUCUUCCAAGAUAUCCGGGGAACACUGAAGAAGGGGGAAACCCUUCUCCGUUUCUCUGAGAUGUGUAAGUCUGCCAUAAAGGACCAACAUUUAGAGGGGAAGGUCCAGGACUUAAAGACGAAUGGAGGACUAUUAUCCAUUAAUCCAAAGGGGAAGUGAGGAAGGAAUGGAUGUUUUUUUGCUUUGCACUUGUUUUUAGUUUUUUUUUAUAAAAAGUCGUUUUUAUUUACAUUUUUCUUUUUUUUUAUGUUCAUCCUUGUUUCAAUAAAAAUGUAAAACUUCAGUGGCUGUAGAUCCGUCAUUGUCAUCAACAGUGUUUGUUUGUUUGUUUGUUAGUUAAACUGCUUAACUAAUGGUAAGAUAAUGGUGAGGUAAUC